GGUCUAUAAAUUAAGUAUAUUUUGGUAUGAUUUUAGUUGAUUAUAUGUGCUGCAAAAAUUUCCAGACAAAACUUACUUCAUUUCCCUAGAGUCAUGAUGAAAACCAUUCUGGUGCUUUUGCUUUGUUCUUUCAUGACUAUCCUUUUUGAUACUGCUUCUGCUGCACGACCUUAUGAUGACGUUCCUUACAAUAUAUGCUCAGUUGCUACUGAUAACUCUGUGGGUGAUAGUACGUUUCAAGCAAACCUUGUGAGUUUACUCAAUUUCUUGCCUCUCAAUGCCUCUGUCUCCAGAUUUUAUAAUGCUUCAAUUGGAGAUGACCCAGAUAGAGUUUACGCUCUCUAUAUGUGCCUCGACUUUCUUUCAAAUGAUACUUGUCAUAGCUGCAUAGUAGAAGCAAAAACACGUAUCAUGGAUGGUUGUUCAAUGUCAAAACAAGCAAUUGUAUGGUUGGAAUCCUGUCAGCUGCGCUACUCCAAUGAGAAUUUCUUUGGCAAAUUGAAUGUAUCCAACAACAUUCUUCAAGUCAAUAGAAAGAAUAUUUCAGAGCCAGAAAAGUUUAGGUCUGUUGUGAGACCAAAGCUUAGGGAACUCACUGAGGAAGCGGCUUAUAAUGAUACUUUCCCUAAGAUGUAUGCCACUGGAGAAGUACCAUUUGAAAAUGAAACAAUAAAUGCUCUUGUGCAGUGCACUACCGAUUUAUCUGGAGAUGACUGUUACAAGUGCCUUCAGAGAGCCACAGGACAAGUUUUAGAAGUAUAUUUCUUCGCCAUGGGUGCAAGACUUCUCAGUCCUAGUUGUUACCUGAGGUAUGAGAAAUACUCAUUCUACCCCUACGAUGAUAAAAAACAAGCUUCAAAGGGUGGAAAGAAUAUUUGGUUGAUCACAAUCCUAGUGAGCGUAUCAGCAUGCCUGGCUUUUGUACUUUUUGGUCUCUGUAUCUUGCUUGCAAUGAAAAGGAGAAAAAGAAAAGCGCUUUUCUUUUCUCCAUCUUCAGACAAUAGUGUAACAUUAGGUUUACCUACACUGGUCCAUAAAAGCCAAUUUAUAGGAAGGAACAACAUAUGCGCUCAGGAGUACCGCAAUAUCAGCUCUGCGUCUAUACUAGAAGCUACUUCCAACUUCUCGGUGUCAAAUAAACUUGGGGAAGGCGGUUAUGGUCCUGUUUACAAGGGUAUCAUGACUGAUGGAAAGGAAGUGGCGAUUAAGAGGCUUUCAUGCUGUUCCGAGCAAGGCUCAGAGGAAUUCACAACUGAGGUUCAACUGAUAAUGAAUCUUCAACAUACAAAUCUUGUCCGGCUUUUGGGUUAUUGUGUAGAAGGAGAGGAGAAGCUUCUUGUCUAUGAAUACAUGCCAAAUAGAAGCCUAGAUGUCAUUCUUUCUGAUUCAAAGAAACGCGCACAACUUGAUUGGACCAGACGUAAAAACAUUAUUACUGGAAUUGCGAGGGGAAUUCUCUAUUUACAUAAGGAUUCUCGCCUUAGAAUCAUCCACAGAGACCUCAAAACUAGCAAUGUAUUAUUGGACAAUCAGAUGAACCCAAAGAUCUCAGAUUUCGGCAUGGCUAGGAUCUUUGCUGGAAGUGAAGGACAAGCUAAUACUGCUAUAAUAGUUGGAACCUAUGGAUACAUGGCUCCUGAAUAUGCAAUGGAAGGACUGUAUUCUUUCAAGUCUGAUGUCUUUGGCUUUGGAGUACUCCUACUUGAGAUAUUAACUGGGAAAAUGAACGCUGGCUUUCAUCGAACAAUGCGUGCUAGCCUCCCAUCAUAUGCAUGGAAAUUAUGGAAUGAAGGAAAAGGACUGGAGCUAAUUGAUCCAUUGCUGGUUGGUUCGUGUGAUUCAGAUGAAUUUUUGAGAUUUCUCCAUAUUGGAUUGUUGUGUGUUCAAGAAGAUGCAUAUGACAGGCCAACCAUGUCUUCUACUGUUGUAAUGUUGAAGAGUGAAACGGUAAAUCUUAGCCAACCUGGAAAACCUGCCUUCUCCAUUGGAACAUUCGGUGAUGGACAUAAUAAGGCUGGUGCGGUUAGUAACUCUUAUAAUGGGUUAACAAUUUCCAACAUAGCGCCCCGGUAUCAAGUUUCAGUUAUGAUUUUCAUAAUUAUACUACUUUUGAUUUCUACUACCACUAUUGAUGCAGAUCUUCUUUUCAAAGAUUGUCCAGAAACCAGAACCUACACUAUGAAUAGUCCAUUUGGAAAUAAUCUCAACCUGCUCCUUGAGUCAUUGUCCUCCAACACUUCAAUCUCUAGUGGUUUCUAUAAUGAUACGAUUGGCAAUGGCACCGACCGAGUCUAUGGACAAGCACUUUGUAGAGGGGAUGUGAACUCCACAGCUUGUCGGAGCUGUGUUCAUGAUGCAAGCAAGGAUAUCGUCGAAAGUUGUAAUAAUUCAGAAGCAAUUAUAUGGUAUGAAUUAUGUCAAGUUCGUUAUUCCUAUAUCACGUUCUUUUCAAAAAUGGAUUAUGCCGAGAAGGAUCCUGAGAAGAAUAAGGGGGAGAAUAAUGUAUCAAAUCCGAAUCUUUUAGGCAAUGUUUUGAAAAGCUUCAUGUCAAAGCUCGUGAAGCAGACUGCCUAUAAUUCUAAGCUCAUGUUUGCAACCGGCGGUGUGAAACUUUCAAGAAACCAAUCUGUCUAUGGUCUACAACAGUGCACUAGAGACAUUUCUGGAAGUGAUUGCGACACAUGUUUAAAUUCUGCUGUUACUGAGCUUUUGACAUGCUGCUCUACUCGUGAAGGUGGAACCGUUGUCAGUGCGAAUUGUAAUGUGAGGUUUCAGCUCAAACCAUUUUUGAACGGAGGGGACAAGAGGAAGACCUGGAAGGUGGUCGUUAUAUGUGUAUCCACUAUACUAUCAGCAGUUCUCAUUGUACUUUGUGUUGGCUAUAGGAGAAGGAGAUUGGAAACUGUUCAAGAUGAAGAAAGAAGCCGUAAUGGACUAGUACCUGGAUUAUUAAACCCUACUGGAGUAACAAUCAUAGAAGAAAACAAAAUGGUAAGUUUUGAAGAGCUGCCAUUCAUUGAUCUAGCUACUAUCAGGAAUGUUACAGAUGAAUUUUCAGAUUCAAACAAGCUUGGACAAGGUGGAUUUGGUUCUGUUUACAAGGGUUGGCUAGAGGGGAAAGAAGUAGCAGUUAAAAGAUUAUCACAAAAGUCAUGGCAAGGCUUAGAGGAGUUUAGGAAUGAAGUCACUCUUAUUUCAAAGCUUCAACACAGAAACCUCGUGCGGCUUUUGGCAUGUGGCUUUGAGGAAGGAGAAAAGCUGCUUUUGUACGAGUUCAUGCCAAAUAAAAGCCUUGAUACAUUUAUCUUUGAUUUGGAAAGACGAGCUGAACUUAAUUGGCAAACAUAUCAGAAUAUCAUUGAAGGAAUUGCCAGAGGACUUCUGUAUCUUCAUGAGGAAUCCCGGCAUAAGAUCAUUCACAGGGAUUUGAAGCCCAGCAAUGUGUUGUUGGACUAUGAAAUGGUUCCAAAAAUAUCGGACUUUGGAAUGGCAAGGAUGUUUUGUGACAACCAGAACACUGCCAACACCAAAAGAGUUGUAGGAACGCACGGCUACAUGGCUCCUGAGUAUGCAAUGGAGGGACUAUUUUCAGUAAAAUCUGAUGUUUUCAGUUUCGGAGUACUCUUGCUUGAGAUUAUUAGUGGGAAAAAGAACAGUGGGUUUUACCUAACAGAACAUGCCAAGACAUUGGUUGAAUAUGCAUGGACACUAUGGAAGGAUGGAAGAGGGUUGGAGAUUGUGGAACCUUUGUUGAUGGAACGAUGCCCGAAAGCAGAGGUUUUGAGAUACUUGCAGGUUGCGCUUUUAUGCGUGCAGGAAGACCCUGAGGAAAGACCAACAAUGUCAGCUGUGGUUGUGUUGCUAGGAAAUACUGACUCGACUGGUCUUCCUGAACCAAAGAAACCAGCCAUCUUUGCAAUUGGUAGAGUUUCUCCAAUGAAAAUGUCUACCAACAAUCCUUGGUCAAAUGAGCUCACUCUUUCCAGCAUUUCACCUAGGGGUAAACAGGCCGGCUGACGAAACAUCUUAGUGGAGAUGUUUGAUGCCGUGCUCCUAAGGAGAUUGUUCGAGCUCACAAGAAGUGUAAGCAAUACUUAUCCAAUGAAAGUAACUAUGUUGAAGAUUGGCGAUGUGGAAAACGGGCCGGCCUAGUCCAUUUUAUGCGGGCCAAAACCGUGUUCUUAUCGUGUUCGGGCCGACCCAUUUAUUUAUCGUGCUGGGUUCGGGCCGGCUCAUUUGCUUAAACAUCAAGCCCGGCUCAGUUCAUGGCCCAUGUCUAUGUCGGGCCGGGCCAAGAAGUGGGCCGACCCGGCCCAUUAGCAUUAUAAGACACAAUUACAAUAAAAAAAUAUUAUGUAAUUAGAAUAUUUGUUUUAUAUAGCUAUUUAGAAUAGUAAAAUAAAUAAAAUACUACAACAUAUUAUAUAAUUUUAUUCUUAAAACAUUAUGUAUGUCAAAACAAUGACGUUUUCUUCAAUACUUUGAUAAUAUUUGUGAAAUAUUGUAGUUCAAAUAAUGAA
Messenger RNA from Argentina anserina (silverweed cinquefoil), 4520 nucleotides. RefSeq lists its product as uncharacterized. Gene Ontology annotation, cellular component: plasma membrane. Gene Ontology annotation, biological process: protein phosphorylation. Gene Ontology annotation, molecular function: ATP binding; protein serine/threonine kinase activity. Bases 94 to 4017 code for a protein of 1307 amino acids. NCBI's taxonomy places the organism in Eukaryota, Viridiplantae, Streptophyta, Magnoliopsida, Rosales, Rosaceae. The record is from RefSeq and is a predicted model, not a curated record. The transcript is spliced from 15 exons.